UUACUCGGCGUAUGAGCAAUACACAGUACUCAUGCACUGCUCUACUUGAUAUUACUUCAAUACUUCAGUCGACGCGCAUCGCUCGGUUAAACAGCGCGUCUGAUAUCCGGUUCGAAGGAAAAAAAGUGAAAAUGAAUAUUGUCCGUGCUGCGUGUGUUGUAUUAGUUUAUUCACUAGCAUUCUCGAAAGCAGAAGUACUUAAUCCGCUCUCCGAUGCCUUCAUAGACAUUAUCAACUCACGACAGUCCACAUGGAAGGCGGGCAGAAAUUUCCCGUUAUACAUGACGUUGCGGUCCAUAAAGAGUAUGAUGGGUGCCAUACCGGAUAAUGACUUAUUGAACUUGCUGACAGUGUUUCAUGAUCAAGAACUAAUAGAUAGUUUACCGGAAAGCUUCGAUCCUAGGGACAAAUGGCCGAAUUGUCCCACUUUAAACGAAAUCCGCGAUCAAGGAAGCUGCGGUAGUUGCUGGGCGUUUGGAGCGGUUGAAGCUAUGACGGACCGGUACUGUAUCUACUCAAACGGUACGAAGCAUUUCCAUUUCUCCGCGGAAGAUUUACUAAGUUGCUGUCCAGUUUGCGGCCUCGGAUGCAACGGUGGGAUGCCAACACUGGCUUGGGAGUACUGGAAACAUUUUGGAAUAGUUUCUGGUGGAAGCUACAACUCUUCUCAAGGCUGUUUACCCUAUGAAGUAGCACCCUGCGAGCAUCACGUGCCUGGGAAUAGAAUGCCAUGCAGUGGUGACACAGGUACGCCAAAAUGCUAUAGAACAUGCCGCAAAGGCUAUCCGUCCACUUACAAACAAGAUAAAAAAUACGGCAAACACGUCUUCAACAUUAGAGGUGGAGAACCACAUAUUAAGGCCGAAAUAUUCAAAAAUGGUCCUGUCGAAGGUGCUUUUACAGUGUAUGCCGAUUUGCUGGCUUACAAAAGUGGUGUUUACAAACACGUUGCUGGCGAAGAACUUGGCGGUCACGCAAUUAAGAUUAUGGGAUGGGGAAUUGAAAAUGGUAAUAAAUACUGGCUUAUUGCAAACUCUUGGAACUCAGAUUGGGGUGACAAUGGCUUCUUUAAGAUCAUUCGCGGCGAAGAUCACUGUGGAAUCGAAAGUUCGAUAGUUGCUGGCGAACCUUUACUGGAUUAAACAAUUAUUUGCAGGUACAUUAAUAAAAGUUAAUUUUUUUUUAGGAAACCAAAGUGUAAGGCAUUUUUAAUAAAUAGAAUGA
Messenger RNA from Pararge aegeria (speckled wood butterfly), 1224 nucleotides. It is a transcript of the gene CtsB, whose product is annotated as cathepsin B. Bases 12 to 1142 code for a protein of 376 amino acids. The record is from RefSeq and is a predicted model, not a curated record. Gene Ontology annotation, molecular function: cysteine-type endopeptidase activity. Gene Ontology annotation, cellular component: lysosome. Lineage: Eukaryota; Metazoa; Arthropoda; Insecta; Lepidoptera; Nymphalidae. The transcript has a single exon. Gene Ontology annotation, biological process: regulation of catalytic activity.